AUUACCAGUAGUAGAAGUGGUCUAUCAGAUAAUAAAACGAUAUCGAGAUUAGCGUGCAGUAUAAAUACGUAGGUAUGGUAUAUAUCGCGAUUACACCGAAUGAGUGUUAUGCUCCGAAACGCGUCGAUAGCAAUCAGGACCGGUAACUCAGUUUAAUAGUUUACUACUUAGUUGCGUCAUCGCAAACUCUUGGAUCCAAUAGAGCUCACUAGUCGGUCGUAUCAUUAAUCUUCCCGCGCGUGUGCUUCAGGUGGUGUAAUUGAGACCGAUUUCGGCGUGAACACAAUUUUCGACAGUUUCAAUUCACUGUAUUAUUGUGAUUGGGAACAGUUUGGUAGAACCUGUGCUACUUCAGAAUUGGUAAGGUCAUCGAGUAGCAAGGAUUUCCGAAGGAAGCUACAUGGGAAAGAAAGAUGUCGCCAGGUAAAGAGCGAGUGUCUCCCACGGUGAAUCAAAUAUGGGAUACUAACAACAAGAAAGUAGACUCGAAGAACAGCAGGCUGUCGGAGACCGACGACUUUUUGACGGCUGACAAAAGCUAUCGUUGCAGCAAAGCGCCGUACGUGCCUCGGAUCAGGUGGCCAGACCUAAUCGCGCAAAUUUUCAUCCACGCUGGGAGCAUUUACGGAUUCUACCUCAUCUUCGUCGAAGCGAGAGCCCUCACCGCAUUGUGGGCAUUCGUAACCAUAUACACCUCCGCAUUCGGCAUAACCGCGGGAGCGCACAGGCUAUGGUCCCACAGGGCGUACAAAGCGAAAUGGCAGCUGCGAUUGCUUCUGAUUUUCCUGUUCACCAUAACCGGACAAAGACACGUGUACGCGUGGGCACUGGACCACAGGGUGCAUCACAAAUACAGCGAAACCGACGCCGAUCCCCAUAACGCGAAGAGAGGAUUCUUCUUUGCCCACGUGGGCUGGCUUUUCACGACGCCUCACCCCGACGUUGUUCUGAAACGAAACGCCGUCGACAUGAGCGACCUCGAGGACGAUCCGAUCGUUAUGUGGCAAAAGAAACUCUACAUUCCUUUGUUCGCUCUUCUGACGAUCGCGCUCCCGGUCAGCGUGCCGUGCUACUUUUGGUCGGAAUCCUUGUGGACUUCUUUCUGGGUGAACUUCAACUUCCGGUACAGCGUGACUCUCAACGUGGCAUUCUUCGUGAACAGCGUCGCGCACAUGUGGGGCCAACGGCCGUACGACCAGUACAUUACUCCGGUGGAAAACCUAGCGGUUUCCAUCGCAGCUAUAGGCGAGGGCUGGCACAACUUCCACCACGUUUUCCCAUGGGAUUAUAAAACCGGUGAACUGGGGAACUACACGUUCAACUUGACCACUGGGUUCAUCGACGCGUUCGCGUGCAUUGGUUGGGCGUACGAUCGCAAGUACGUAUCCCCAGCGAUGGUUCGACGAAGGGCGAACCGAACAGGCGACGGGAGCCAUGUUUGGGGAUACGGCGACAAGGAUAUUCCGACAGACGAUCUCCAGGAACUGAAGUCGAUGUGAUGGAAGAAAGAGUAACGUCUCUUCUUCGUUCGUGACAGAGCACCAGACCUCUAGUGUCUUCAGUUUUCUACGAAAAGUGGAUCGAACGAUCUAUAAGCGUUCGCUGUUCUGUCACGGUUUUCACGACUGAGUUUUUAAUUUAAUUAUAUAGGGUCGAGGCAAAUCCAUAGAACGACUCGGUUCCGUCGAUUAAAUCAUGUUUAUAUGUAUAGCGUAGAGAAUAAUUUAUACAUCGCGAUUACGAGUAAGUCGGAGUCAGAGAUGGGCAAGAUUUUACUCGAAUAAAACCAACCAACUGAAAUAUUAUUUUUUUCAACAACUAAGGAAUAAACAGUUAUUUAUCUUUCAUUCGUUGCUCGAAAUUUGGAUCAAUUUGGAACGCGAAUCGAAUGCAAAGAGAGGAAGAGCGUUUCGCUCCACGCAUUCUAAAUCUAAAUUGUAGGAUAUCGAAAACCGUCAAUUUACUUUUAAUUUUCCGUUGUCUCGGAGAAAUCCAUUACGCGAACGGUCAGACUACCGAUGACCGAGGGGUUACGACAUUGAAAUAUAUUCCGUCUCGAUUUGAAUUUCACAUGGAACUCGCGUGGUCCGAGCGUUUGGUUCUCGUGACUCGAAGCUCCCGAGCUGCAAUUGCAUUUACCUUGUGGAACGAUUUGAGAUGGAAAAGUUGAGCGAUUCCCAAACGAAGCAAGAACGAAACAAAUUAUCGUUGACGAAUGACGUGGCAAUACAUUCAUUUCCACGCCGGAAACCGUAGAAUCGUUAAUAGGCACUGCUUUGUUAUGUUUCCCAAUAAAUUUGAAUUUGAAUCUCGA
Molecule: messenger RNA, 2314 nt
Organism: Hylaeus anthracinus
Lineage: Eukaryota; Metazoa; Arthropoda; Insecta; Hymenoptera; Colletidae
Product: acyl-CoA Delta-9 desaturase
Exons: 6
Coding region: 414-1499 (361 amino acids)
Biological process (GO): unsaturated fatty acid biosynthetic process
Cellular component (GO): endoplasmic reticulum membrane
Molecular function (GO): stearoyl-CoA 9-desaturase activity; iron ion binding
Source: RefSeq, a predicted model, not a curated record